Strongylus vulgaris is the source of this 693-nucleotide messenger RNA. The record is from the annotation of a GenBank genome assembly. Lineage: Eukaryota; Metazoa; Nematoda; Chromadorea; Rhabditida; Strongylidae.
AUGCGACUUGAAGUCCUUUGCUUUCUCAUAGGUGUAGCGACGGCUAUCGUCAUCAAACAACCAUUGACAUGGAAAUUAUCUAGGAGAUUUGAUAUGAUAAAACGCGGCGUGUAUAAGGAUUACCUGAAACGGAUGGAACUUCUUCGGGCCACGGCUCCACGAAAGUAUCCCAACAAGGUAUUAGACUAUAGUGACUACGAGUAUGUCUCAAAUAUCACUAUUGGAACACCCCAACAACAGUUUGUCAUAGUUCCCGAUACUGGGUCCGCAGACUUAUGGGUACCUGGUCUUAAAUGCGAUGAUUCCUGUAAUUUCAAACACAUGUUCAGUGAAUCCUGUAAUUUCAAACACAUGUUUGCUGAAAAUGCUUCAAGCACCUUUAUUGGUUAUAAAACAAAAUGGCGUAUUGAGUAUGGUGAAGGGGACGCAAAAGGUGUUAAGGCCAAGGAUGUAGUCAGGUUUGGAGGAGAAGACGAACCACAACUUGUCAUCCCCAACAGCACGUUUGGCAUUGCAAAUCACAUCUCUGCGGAUUUCAAAGAGGACCCAACAGACGGUGUUCUCGGACUUGCUUUCUCAGGGAUUUCUGCCAUUAAAGGAGGACCUCCAUUGCUUAAUGCCAUAAAACAAGGUCAGUGCUUCCCCCUUUCUCUCGUUUUUUGGCCCUAUAAAUGCGCCAAUCCUAUUGAAUGA